AUGAUCCCAAAUGAACAGGUUUCAAAUCUUUCUUUCUAUUGCACGUUGCAACCAGAACCAGUAUUGGGGUGUUUUCGCUUGAGCCGUACGAGACGAAAUUCUCAUAUACGGUUCUUAGAGGGGGAGUCCCUUCGCCUUCGGUUCACCUAUCUCAAUAAAGUAUAUGAUUGGUUCGAGGAGCGUCUCGAGAUUCAAGCGAUUGCAGAUGAUAUAACUAGUAAAUAUGUUCCUCCUCAUGUCAAUAUAUUUCAUUGUCUAGGAGGGAUCACACUUACUUGCUUUUUAGUACAAGUAGCUACGGGUUUUGCUAUGACUUUUUACUAUCGCCCGACCGUCACAGAAGCUUUUGCCUCUGUUCAAUACAUAAUGACUGAAGCCAACUUCGGUUGGUUAAUCCGAUCAGUUCAUCGAUGGUCAGCAAGUAUGAUGGUUCUAAUGAUGAUCCUGCACGUAUUUCGUGUUUAUCUCACAGGUGGUUUUAAGAAACCACGUGAAUUGACUUGGGUUACGGGUGUAGUUCUGGCUGUGUUGACUGCAUCCUUUGGGGUAACUGGUUAUUCUUUACCUUGGGACCAAAUUGGGUAUUGGGCAGUCAAAAUUGUAACUGGUGUACCUGAGGCUAUCCCUAUAGUGGGAUCGCCCUUGGUAGAGUUAUUACGCGGAAGUGCUAGCGUGGGUCAAUCCACUUUGACCCGCUUUUAUAGUUUACACACUUUUGUAUUACCUCUUCUUACCGCCGUAUUUAUGUUAAUGCACUUUUCAAUGAUACGUAAGCAAGGUAUUUCAGGUCCUUUAUAGAGAAGACAGAGCAUAGGUAUUUGUAAUAGAUCAUAUAAUAUAUUGUUUGGGUAGGAACAAAAAAAAUAGUAUUUGUAUUUCAUUGCUAUAAAUAUGGAUUAUUGAAAAGAAUAAGACAUGUUAUUUGGAUAUUUCCCUUCAACCACGAAGU
Messenger RNA from Nymphaea colorata (pocket water lily), 949 nucleotides. Its product is annotated as cytochrome b6-like. Gene Ontology annotation, cellular component: membrane. Bases 1 to 798 code for a protein of 265 amino acids. The transcript has 2 exons. The record is from RefSeq and is a predicted model, not a curated record. Gene Ontology annotation, biological process: respiratory electron transport chain. Gene Ontology annotation, molecular function: electron transfer activity. NCBI's taxonomy places the organism in Eukaryota, Viridiplantae, Streptophyta, Magnoliopsida, Nymphaeales, Nymphaeaceae.